UUAGACAACAUACAAUCAUAGGAAAAUUUUCGAAAGUUUUCAUAAUUUUGACAGCAAGCAAUUAAUAAUCAUAAAUGAGAAAAGUAUCAUCAUUGUUUGAGUGAUUUUUUUCUUUGAGUCAGCAUUAUUAUUAUUCAGUCACAAUCAUUUUGAAGAAUAUUUUUAUUUCGAUCAGUCAUUGUCGUACGGAAUGUUAUCUUGCGAGAGAGUUCGCGGGGAACUGGAAUCUUUAUCGUUGGCCUAUUGGCAGCGAACGUGUCGACUGUCGUCGAAUAGGCACUAAACUCAAGCAGUUAGAUAUAUAUCGGACGAACAGAGAUAGAGAGAUUAAUUGACUGCGCGCCAGUUGGUUGGCAAAGGCUGGCGGCGUAGGUCGAUCAGUGCCUAAUGUAAAUAUUGACUUACGUUUAUUGCGUUUACUUAUCGUGAAUUUAGACCUAUUUUAGCACGUAUAUUUGCGAUAUGUGGCGGAUAUAUUUAUUCAUUCUUCUUCUUCUGACCAUGGUUUUCUCGACGUACUGUUCAUCUGUCAACGAGACUGUGUUUGUGAAUACAAAUAAGACAAAACUCAAGAUAUUGGGUGUCUUCGGACAUCUCGGCAAGAGUCACUUCGACGUGUUCAAGCCGCUUUUGGAGGAAUUAGCUCACCAGGGUCAUGAAAUCACUGUAAUUUCGUACUUUCCCCGAACCGACAAUGCCAAGACGAAAGAACCGCUGCCUAAUUAUAAGGAUAUCGAUCUGGUAGAUCCUGAAGUCGGCGUCUAUGUGAACAUCGUAGAUCUUCAGAAAAUCAGUCAUUCAUUCUUUCGUCCAGUUUAUGAAUUUCUUAUGUUGAAAUCUAUGGCUGAUUUCGCGUGCAGUACCGGUCUACGAAAUCCAGCGGUUACGGAACUUCUGCGAUCCGACGAAAAAUUCGACGUGAUCCUCACGGAGAACUUCAACACCGAUUGCUUUCUGGGUUUCAUCCAUCAUUUUAAAACGCCCUACCUGGCCCUCUCGUCGCAUCAAAUCAUGCCGUGGACCAAUGAAGACAUGGGCAACGAAGACAAUCCCAGCUAUAUCCCAAAUAUAUUUCUUGGUUUAACCAGGCCAAUGGAUUUUUUCAACAGAAUGACAAACACUGUGACAUUGCCGAUGUUCAAGGCGGUCUACGAAUAUUGGUUCCGACCCGCCCAUCAAAUCAUCGCCAACGAGGUGUUCGGUCCUGAUCUCCCGAAGCUAAAAAAGAUUGCUCAGCAGUCGAACGCGUUGUUGGUAAACACUCAUAGCAGUCUUCAUGGCAGUAGACCGCAACUGCCGAACGUAGUUGAGAUUGGUGGAAUUCAUAUUCCGUCCAGGAUUAAUCCGUUGCCGGAGGACAUAGCUGAAUUCCUCGAUAGCGCGCACGAUGGAGCGCUCUUCUUUAGCCUCGGCUCCAUGAUUAAAGCGACGACCAUGCCGCAGAAAAAGCUGGAUGCGAUAUUGAAGGUGCUUGGCUCGAUCCCGCGAAAGGUUAUUUGGAAAUGGGAGAUUGAUGAGCUACCACACGAAAUGGACAAUGUCAUAACCAGGAAAUGGUUGCCUCAGUUUGCCGUGAUGAAUCAUCCAAAUAUCAAGUGUUACCUGGGUCACGGCGGACUUCUUGGACUCUCGGAGGCUGUCUACAUAGGACUACCGAUGAUCUUAGUGCCGAUAUUCGGCGAUCAAUUUUACAAUUCGGCUGCAGCGAAGACCAGAGGUGCCGCGGUAGUACUCUCGUUCGAUGAUUUGAGCGAACAAUCAUUGAGACAUGCUUUGGACAUUUGUUUUAAUAAUACCAGUUACCGUGAGAACGCCCAGAGGCUUUCGAAAGCUUACCGUGAUCGACCUGCCACGCCGUUGGAGACGGCGGUAUGGUGGACGGAAUACAUCGCUCGGGGCAAUGGCAAUUCUUACUUGCGUAGCGAGGGCGCGGAUCUACUUUGGUACCAGUAUCAUCUCAUCGACGUCGCGCUCGUUUUGAUUAUCGUCUCCACAGCACUCAUCUACAUCUUCUUCCGGUUGAUCAAGCUGCUGCUGUCGUUGCUUAGCGCCGUCAAAGGAAAAGCCGGAAGCCAGGCUGGAAAGAAGAGCAAGUGGAAGAAGAAGGACUGAUGACAGACGCGUCGAAAAAGGCGAUUACAAGGUGGAAUUAGAAAAGCAUGUUACAAAUCGACGUCGAUUGGUUUUAGCUUAAUUAUUCGAUCGGCAAUUUCUCUUAUCCGACCUUAAAACUGGCGUGGAACAAAGUCAUCUAAUUUCUAGAUAGUUCUACAGUAUUUUAUGGUAUCCAAGUAUAACCGUUAACUGAAACUCCGUCCGAACAGAUGGUGUAAAACUUAUAGUUUGCGAGUUCCUCUUUUUUACUUUUUCCCGUUUUACGACAGACAGCGAAACUAUCCUUCAUUUUCUGCCGACUUGCGUGGCAUUAAACAUUUGUUCCUUCAUUUCGGCGGCAAUCGAAACUAUAGUUUAUUAUUUUUAUCGUUAUAUGCAAUAUGUUUAGCAUAGACUUAACUUAUAUAUAUUUAAACCAAAUAUACAAAUUUUAGCUAAUUUAUCCAUUUCCAAAAAUUGUAAUACUAUCUCAUGUGUGACCGUUUUAAUAAACAAUAAAAAAAAUUUUAAUUGA
This is a messenger RNA of Formica exsecta, 2629 nucleotides long. Its product is annotated as UDP-glucuronosyltransferase 2C1-like. Lineage: Eukaryota; Metazoa; Arthropoda; Insecta; Hymenoptera; Formicidae. The record is from RefSeq and is a predicted model, not a curated record. Bases 463 to 2112 code for a protein of 549 amino acids. The transcript is spliced from 5 exons. Gene Ontology annotation, molecular function: UDP-glycosyltransferase activity.